Messenger RNA from Odobenus rosmarus divergens (Pacific walrus), 1850 nucleotides. It is a transcript of the gene FBXO31, whose product is annotated as F-box protein 31. The record is from RefSeq and is a predicted model, not a curated record. NCBI's taxonomy places the organism in Eukaryota, Metazoa, Chordata, Mammalia, Carnivora, Odobenidae. The transcript has 9 exons. Gene Ontology annotation, molecular function: protein binding. Bases 10 to 1638 code for a protein of 542 amino acids.
CGCGCCGGCAUGGCGGUGUGCGCUCGCCUCUGCGGUGUGGGCCCGUCGCGGGGAUGCCGGCGCCGCCAGCAGCGCCGGGGCCCGGCCGAGACUGCGGCGGCCGACAGCGAGCCGGACACGGACCCGGAGGAGGAGCGCAUCGAGGCGGGCGCGGCGGCUCUGUCCGGGGCGCUGGGCGGCCGGGGCGCGGGCCCCCAGUCGCCCCCGCGCUGCUCGCUGCUGGAGCUGCCGCCGGAGCUCCUGGUGGAAAUCUUCGCCUCGCUACCCGGCACCGACCUGCCCAGCCUGGCCCAGGUCUGCACCAAGUUCCGGCGCAUCCUGCACACCGACACCAUCUGGAGGCGGCGCUGCCGGGAGGAGUAUGGCGUUUGCGAGAACCUGCGGAAGCUGGACAUCACGGGCGUGUCUUGUAGAGACGUCUAUGCCAAGCUGCUCCAUCGGUACAGACACAUUCUGGGGCUGUGGCAGCCAGACAUCGGGCCCUAUGGAGGACUGCUGAACGUGGUGGUGGAUGGCUUGUUCAUCAUUGGCUGGAUGUACCUGCCUCCCCAUGACCCUCAUGUGGACGACCCAAUGCGAUUCAAGCCCCUGUUCAGAGUCCACCUGAUGGAGAGGAAGUCUGCCACGGUGGAGUGCAUGUAUGGCCACAGAGGGCCCCACAACGGCCACAUUCAGAUUGUGAAGAAGGACGAGUUCUCCACCAAGUGCAACCAGACUGACCACCACAGGAUGUCUGGCGGGAGGCAGGAGGAAUUCCGAACGUGGCUGAGGGAAGAAUGGGGGCGGACGCUGGAGGACAUUUUCCACGAGCACAUGCAGGAGCUCAUCCUGAUGAAGUUUAUCUACACCAGUCAGUACGACAACUGCCUGACCUACCGCCGCAUCUACCUCCCGCCCAGCCACCCGGAUGACCUCAUCAGACCCGGCCUGUUCAAAGGCACCUACGGCAGCCACGGCCUGGAGAUCGUCAUGCUCAGCUUCCAUGGGAAGCGUGCCAGGGGCACGAAGAUCACGGGUGACCCCAACAUCCCUGCCGGGCAGCAGACUGUCGAGAUUGACCUCAUGCACCGCAUCCAGCUGCCUGAUGUGGAGAGCCUGCGCAACUUCAAUGAGCUCUCCCGCAUCGUCCUGGAGGUUCGGGAGCAGGUGCGCCAGGAACAACAGCAGCAUGAGAACGGGCUCGAGGACGGUGAGGGCCGUGGCCGGCAGAGCCCCCGGGAGCCCCAGCGGGGCCCUGCCCAGCCCAGUGUGGAGCCGCCUGCCGAGAAGGCCGGGGAGCCUGGGGACGGAGGGGCCGCGGCUGCGGCUGCGCCUGCUCCUGAGCAGCCCGCCCACUCCGGGCAGGGGCAGCCGUUUGUGUUGCCCGCGGGCGUGAGCUCGAGGAACGAGGACUAUCCCCGCACCUGCAGGAUGUGUUUUUACGGCACAGGCCUCAUCGCCGGCCACGGCUUCACCAGCCCUGAGCGCACCCCUGGGGUCUUCAUCCUGUUCGACGAGGACCGUUUCGGGUUCAUCUGGCUGGAGCUGAAAUCCUUCAGCCUGUACAGCAGGGUGCAGGCCACCUUCCGGAAUGCAGAGGCGCCGUCCCCACAAGCCUUCGAGGAGAUGCUCAAGAACAUCCAGUCCCUGACCUCCUGACAGGCCACUUUCUUGCGGGGCGGCUCCCGGGGCCCUGGACCUGGCACCUGGGAAAGGAAGCAGCAUGCACUUUGGAGAGUCAGCCUUCUGACCAGAACACCCACCUUGUAGGAGUCUCGGCCCAGCCACCCCAAGACUCUUUGUACAGAGUGUGUGAUGUUUGCGUGUGUCCUCGUUAGGAGCUCGUGGGAAGGCUGACUGAGCACGUCUUA